Oldenlandia corymbosa var. corymbosa is the source of this 2384-nucleotide messenger RNA. The record is from the annotation of a GenBank genome assembly. Lineage: Eukaryota; Viridiplantae; Streptophyta; Magnoliopsida; Gentianales; Rubiaceae.
UGGGUAUCUCCGAAAAUAUAGCAAAAGUGGGGAAGGGGAGGGAACUCUUUAUAGUAAUUUUCAAUACCACCUUUCGUUUUCACCUUCCCUCUAUUGUUUUGGCCUUUUGGGUCUUCAUCUCUCAAUCAUUACCAUUCAGUUUCAGAGCCUUCUACAAAUUCGUUUGAACGAGGUCAGUUUCUUCCUUCUUUCACAUAGCUGGGCUGAAACGAGCUUAACCCCACUUGCCUUCAGCUUCCCAAUUUGUUUAUGAGUGUUGUAAAAUUUGGAACAAAAAAAAAAAGAAAUGCUCAAGCUCAAGGUUUCUCAAUCUUUAUUUAAGGUGGCAUUUUUUUUUUUUAUAAUUUGUUGCUUCUUUUUAGUUUGCGAAGCUUCUGGGGAUGUUAUUGGUUAAUUUUAAUGGUGCUAGAAGGAUAGACAAAGACUUGUUCAAGUGUAAGUCUCAUUCUUUAAUUGAAUUCAUUGGCUACUUGAAGAAUAUAUUAAUCCUGACUAGGAAAGCUUGCAUUUUUUACCUAAUGCACAUGUAUGUCACUCACAACAAAGGGCAGAGUUUCGCCUAAAAGUGUCCAUUUCUUCAAAAUUCCAUGGGUCCCCGUUUGAUAUAUAUUGACCUAAAAGUUGACAAAUUGGUCUUCCUUCAAUUUCUUGGUUAAGUUGUGUUUCCUGUUGCAUAAGUAGGUACGAUGAUUGAAUUUGUACAUUAAUUUGUAGAAAUAUCCUUUCUUCUUGUGUUUGUGCCUGUAUUCUUUGCCUGGAAAUUGGGGAUUUGGGACUUGAGAGCUGGAAAAGGUAGCUUAUUCCCUUUUCUUUGAUGAUUUAUGUAUGCAGUCUGAUUCAUGUUUCUUCCUUGGUUCCUGUGAAUGUUUGAUGAAACUCUACGGAUUUGUUGCUCUGGAAAAGGCGAAUGAAUUAUGUCCAAGAAUGUGAUCAGAACAGAAAUUUUUCUCAGUAGUACAAUAAUGUCCUUUUUUGCAUCAUAUUGGGAAUUAAUAGUGGUCUAUCUUAUCUAGGUUGAAUCUGCUUACUUGAGGAAGUUGUGGCCUUUGCUGGAGAUUUGAACUUGCAGUUUAAGAUUAGAUGGAAGCUUGUUCAUCAGUAGAAUCAAAAGAUAAACAAAAACAUUGUCCUCUAACGCCAUGGAAAAUGCUGAAGGGUGUACUAUGUUUGAUUGUCUUAGUUUUGACCGCAUUCAUGCUGUUGAUAUACUGCGGGUUUUGGACGGCUUUUGGCUUGAGGUUUUUUAGCAUACAUUAUAGCAGGACAGCAACUUCUUUUUUUCUAGGAACCUGGAUUGCUUUGUGGCCGUUUUUCUUCGAGAAAAUAAACCAGACCAAAGUGGUCUUCUCCGGAGAGUCUGUCCCAGCAAGGGAGCGUGCGUUGCUUAUUGCAAACCACAGGACUGAGGUUGAUUGGAUGUACUUGUGGGAUCUUGCUGUGCGUAAGGGUUGCCAAGGUUGUAUCAAGUAUGUUCUCAAGAGCAGUUUGAUGAAAAUGCCUGUAUUUGGGUGGAUUUUCCAUAUCGCAGAGUUCAUUCCGGUUGAGAGAAAGUGGGAGGCUGAUGCAUCAACCAUCUAUCAGAUGCUUUCGAUGUUAAAAGAUCCUGAAGAUCCACUAUGGCUUGCCGUUUUUCCUGAAGGCACUGAUUUCACAGAACAGAAAUGCCUUCGCAGUAAAAAAUAUGCUGCUGAGACAGGACUUCCUGUUAUGAAAAACGUGCUGCUUCCAAAAACAAAAGGAUUUUAUGCAUGCAUAGAAUGUUUACGAGGCUCAUUAGAUGCAGUUUAUGACAUAACGAUCGGGUACAAGUUCCGUUGUCCAUCUUUCCUGGAUAAUGCUUUUGGUGUUGAUCCUGCUGAGGUUCACAUCCAUAUUGAGCGGGUAAAUAUAUCUGACCUCCCAGAAUCUGAGGACGGAACAACUUCAUGGCUGAUGGAAACAUUCCGUCAGAAGGAUCAACUGCUCUCCGACUUUUAUGUGAAUGGCCACUUCCCCGGAGAAGGAAUAGAAGACGAGCUUUCGACAGUGAAGUGUGUGCUAAACUUUGUUUUUGUUAUCACCUUGACUGGUGUGUGUACAUUUUUGACCUUUUUCGCAUCCAUUUGGUUUAAAAUUUAUGUGGUCUCAGCAUGUGCCUAUUUUGCUGCUGCUACACUUAUGAAUUUUCGACCCAAGCCCAUUUUGGUUUUGUAAGAAAUCAUCACGAAAGCAAAAUCUACGCUUUUUCGUUUAUCUUAUAGUUGAGAUUUUGUUCCCCUUGUGUGAAUAUAUGUUGUUCUUCAACCAUUAUGUUCAUCAUUGGAAACUUCACAUUAAUCUGUACCAACCUGUAAGUGUGCGUGAGCAUUGGGUUGUAUGGCUGCGAAACAAGAAAGAAGAACGAU